AAAUCUGUUGGACGGUGGUCUCUGGCAGAGCAGCAGAGGUGGAAUCCCUUUCCAGCAUGCUCCCGCUGGCCAAUGAGCACGGACGCCUCCCAGACAUAUGGGCUAGGCCUCCCCAAAAUAACCUGCGACCGAGGCGCUGACAAAUGUUGCUACUUUUACUCCUGACAGGUUACCCUAGCUACUCGCCUUCAUAUUUCCCCGUAAACGCCAAGGGUAACUCUGUGCGAGAAAAACGGGAAAGCUGGGCAGCUGCCUGUCCCAAGGUUUUCCUAGGUGGCAGCAAGUGGAAGACGGGAAUCUCCCACUUUGAGCACAGGUGCAACCUGAGGAUACACCAGUCCAUUCCCAGACGCCAGCUGGGCUUACUCUGAAGUAUGCAAGAAAACGCCGCUGAGCAGCCACCGUCGCUCUCUCAGCUCUUAAGGGAGAGCUACCUGGCCGAGGCCCGAGCGCAGCAGCGUCACAGCGAGAUGAGCCGUUCCGACGCGUCAUCGUCACGCCUUCAAAUUUUUGGCCUGCUCAAGGGAAAGGCUGAGGACUCGGCGGGGCUCCAUGAAAGCCAAUUGCCAGACCUGUCGGCAUUCCUCAGCCAAGAAGAGCUGGAUAAGAGCGUCAACUUGGCCCGCCAGGCCAUCGGACAUGAGCCCCGGGAGGAGAGGCCCGAGGUCAAAGCCGCCGUCACUCCGUCUGCCUCGGCGUCCAUUUCUUCGUCCACAACUUCCUCUGUUCCCCACACAAAGCCCUCUCCUGAUCCUUAUAUGCCCUCCUCCACUAUGCCUUUCACACAGCCGGUUGAGUCGCCAACAACGCAACCAAAGCUCGCAUUGGACAGAAAGCCACACAUAGCCUCCACGCCGCAGGACAACACCAUGAGGAACAAUAGUGAAGGUCUAAACCACUUGAACAAGUCGGUGAGGAACUCCCCAUUUGGGAUGGAGACCCAGUCCAAGAAAGAGUUCCUUAACAAGGCGGCCGAUUUUAUUGAAGAGCUUUCCUCUCUCUUCAAGGCUAACGCAUCCAAACGGAUAAGACCGAGAGCGUGCAAAGCCCAUCGGAGUCGGAACCAGAACAAAAGCCAGAACGAUGGAAAAAUUUACUCUGACGGCUCAGACAGCAGGGAGCGCUUGGCCAUAUCCGCGGACCUGGCGCAGGAUGGGUCUGAUGCCAUCGUUAGCCACCAGUCAGAGGUCCAGCCGGACUCUGGGAUUGGUCAUGUGGAGAUACAGGAUAGUAGGAUUUCUGAAGAGCAGCAAUUUGAGUCGAAAGAGGUGGAGGCGCCGGAAAAUUACAUUUUGACACAAGCUCCAUCGGGUGCAGACGAGCAAACAUGUGAGCCACCCCAUUUUAUCCAGAAACUGAAAAGCAGAGAAGUUCCUGAGGGUAGCAAAGUCCAGUUAGACUGCAUCGUCAGAGGACAUCCGACACCUGAAGUCCGGUGGUUCUGUGAGGGCAAGGAGUUGGAGAACAGCCCCGACAUUCAGGUCAUCACCAAUGGUGAGCUGCACUCUCUGAUCAUCACAGAGGCUUUUGAGGAGGACACCGGACGUUACUCCUGCUUCGCGUCUAACUUUUACGGAACUGACUCCACCUCAGCUGAGGUUUACAUUGAAGGCGCAUCCUCUUCAGACUCUGAAGGGGAGCCGCACUUUGAGCAUGUAGCCCACCUGCAGGGAAAACAGUCAGAGUCCACUCCACUAUCAAGCCACAUCACCGCAGAAGUUCAAGAGUCUUCAGUAAAUCAAACCACAAGAGAACCAGCAGAGGAGCUCAGCGCUCUUGUGACCCCGAAGGUCCCAGUUCCUGUGCAGACGAUAACCAACUCACCUCCAAGCCCAGAGCUCUCCCAAGCAUUGGCAGCAUCUACAGCUUAUCCAGAGGAGGCUGAAACAGGAGUCUUACCUGUGGAAGUGUUUCCGACGUCACCACCAGCACACCUCACAGAGGGUCAGUUGCUGCCUGGGGCUGCUUUGCUCACACCCGCACCACAGCUUUUAAACUCGGUGCCGCCGCUCCCCAACGCCGCUCCAACAUCGCAACCUGAGAGUCAAACAUCUGGCUUGAACCCCCAGCAAGACUUUAACCAACAAGCCGUCAUGGCUGCCCCUGUUUUUACAAAGAGUCUUCAGGACCUGGUGGCUUCAGAGGGGCAGCUGAUCGUGCUCGAGUGCCGUGUGAAAGGAGUGCCGUCCCCUCGAGUGGACUGGUACAAAGAGGCAAAAAUCAUCGAAGACUCUCCGGAUUUUCGAAUACUGCAAAAAAAGCCCAGAUCUCCAACUGAGUCAGAGGAAAUAUGUACAUUGGUCAUCGCUGAGGUCUUUACUGAAGAUUCUGGGAUGUUUACUUGCACCGCAAGCAACAACUAUGGAAAAACAUCCAGUACUGCAACACUCAAGGUCAAAGCGAAUGAUGUUAACAACCAUGCAAUUAGGCCUUUUUGUACUUUAACUGUGGAGCCCAGUCGAGUCCAAGAACCUUCCGCAUCAGAUCUCCGUAUCCCUCCUGUAAAACCCCAAACAGAUAUCGCUCUGACCAAUAACAUCAAGCCCCACGCCAGCACCAUCCGGUUGGAUCCAUUGGCCAAUAGCACUUUACGUUUGGACCCCUUAAACACCAGCACCCUUCGUCUGAACCCCAACAAGUCCAGCAUGCUGCGUCCGGACACCAUACGAACCAGCCUACAUGGUCUGGACCCCAACGGCUUCUCCGGUGGUCCCAGUCUCAACCCUCGCAGUGUUAGCACCCCUACCUUAGACCCUCACACCCUUCGCCAGGAGCCUCCAGGGAGCACAGGGCAACAGGCUCCACACCCAAAACCUUACACUGCACCACCUGCGAUGGAGCAGGAAGCAUCCAGAGCGAUGUUGACAUCACCUGACGCAAGUUCCAAUUACAAGGCAGCAUUUAAUCAUCAAAAUGGGGCAUCUGUUCCGUUGGCCCUUCCCAAUCCACCUCCUAACUCCUGCCUGAAGUCAGGGGUCCUGACAAACCACAAAGACUCCCGCUCCAGCGCCAGAGUCGGACUGCGUGUACAUUUCAAACUACCCGAGGAUGAGGAGGGCGAGCAAAGUGAGAUAUCCGCUCCACCUGCUGAAGACGCUUCUGAUGCACAGGUCAACAAAGGACCACCACCAGUGCUGACAAAACCCAGAUUGGACCCGGCGCAGCUCCAGCUCCUUCAUAACCAGGUUCUUAUGGAGCAGCAGCAGGAAAGCGAACCCUCAACCCAAACCCACAAUCAGCCUUCGAUCCAGGUUAAACCAGAGGCCACAAGCUCUCGCGAAGGUUCACUCUUUUCCCUCAGAGAAAACCGGGACUCCCAUUCGACCUAUCUUCACACCACCUCACAAAUGACGCCCAAAUCUGGACCUCCCCACGCCGUGACGUCCCCUGCACCGCCACGGAGCUCUGCUCCGGCGAUAGGCACCCCUCCUCCCCCUCUGCGAUCUUUUCCAUCCGCGUCGCAGGUUAAGACCACCUCCCUGGUGACGUUGCCUCCACCUAAGCCACAGCUCAACCACGCUCCUCCUUUCAGCGUGGCCCCUUCAAGCCAGAUGACCAGCAUCCAUGCCUCACACGUCAACCCGUCGACAACAGUUCUUACCAGAACUGCACCCACAGCGCAAUUUUCCUCUCAGCCAGUGUCAAAUUUCAGUUCGACUUCAACGGAUGUCACGUCUCCGGCUGCUUUCCUGAGAAGCACCCACGCUUCCCUCAUGAAUCUGACCGCGACCUCACAGGCUUUCAACUACACCCGCCCGAAAGAGUUCAUCACGGGUCAAACUUUCUCACCCGUCAGGAGCCCCUCUCCGACCGAAUCCCCAGUCCCGCUUCUCCAAGAACUGGCAGCUGCGCUCCACUCUUCCGCCACCAAUUCGCCAGCACUCCCUCCAUUCUCACCACCGACCAGGACCUUUCCCACAAGAGUGCUCCAGUCCCCAUCGAGCCCCCCAUCACUCAUAUCCUCACCCACACCGGGUUCGGCACCGACCUUAAACAACGCGUUUACCAUCAGAGCACAGUCCCCUCCACAGGCUUCCUCGCCCACCUCCAGCACCUCCACACCAAGUCCCAUCCAAAACCCCGUGGCUUUCCUGAGCGCCAUCCUGCCUUCCCUGACCUUACCUCAGCCUACCAACUCCAUGGGCCUUCCCAAAGGGGCACCUUCAGGGUUCACUAAGAAGGCGCCAAAGACACGCCUGCCAUCGACCGAAAUCACUCGCGAGAGCAAAGAUGCUGUUCUUUAUGACAUUGAGAAAAAACUGCAAUUUCAAGAUGAUCUUCCCAUUUUUGCCUAUCAGCAGAAGCGGAGUAUUGAGGGGAAAACAGCGAGCAGACCCCUUGUUGGACCAAACAUUCCAGCUACUGUCAUUAGCUAUGAUGAGGAGUACAAAGUUUCCAAUUUUGAGCAGAGAUUAAUGAGCGAGAUCGAGUUCCGCUUGGAGCGAACGCCAGUGGAGGAGUCAGACGAUGACGUGCAACAUGACGACGUCCCCUCGGGCAAAUGCAUCGCGCCCAUCUUUGACAAGAAACUCAAGAACUACAAGGCCAUGGAAGGCGUACCUGUUACUUUCACCUGUAAAGUUGUUGGCAUCCCCGUUCCGAAGGUGUACUGGUUCAAGGAUGGGAAGCAGAUCUUGAGGAAAAAUAUCCAUUAUAAGAAGAUAAGAGAGGGCGAUGGGACAUGUGCUUUACAUAUCGAGUCGACAACAGCUGAUGAUGAUGGAAACUACACCAUCAUGGCAGCAAAUCCACAGGGACGAAUGAGCUGUUCGGGUCAUUUGAUAAUCCACACAGGACCCUCCCGAAACCGACUGACUCCCAUUAACUCUCAGAGGGUACGAACUCGCGUACAGGAGGUUGAGGGAGAGCAAAGCCAUGAGCGUUUUUUCCAGCCUCACUUCGUCCAGGCUCCAGGAGACACGCUAGCACAUGAGGGGCGAGUGUGCAGGCUGGAUUGUAAGGUGAGUGGUUUGCCCAACCCCGAGCUCAUGUGGUUGGUCAAUGGUAGGCCAAUCUAUCCAGAUCUUUACCAUAAGAUGCUGGUGCGGGAAAAUGGCGUCCACUCUCUGGUCAUUGACCCCCUGACACAGAAAGACGCCGGCACAUACACCUGCAUUGCAAGCAACAAAGCAGGGCAGGGCUCCUUCAGUCUAGAACUCAAAGUUGUGGAGAAAGAGAUGAAACACCCUCCCCAGUUUGUGGAGAAGUUGCAGAACGUCGGAAUCCCCGAGGGGAACCCCGUCCGCAUGGAGUGUCGGGUGGUGGGCAUGCCCCAUCCAGUUAUAUUCUGGAAGAAAGACAAUGACACCAUUCCCAGAACACAGAGCAGAAUGAGCAUGCAUCAGGAUGCCACAGGAUAUGUGUGCCUCCUCAUCCAGCCAACCACCAAAGAGGAUGCUGGCUGGUAUACAGUGUCAGCCAAAAACGAGGCGGGGAUUGCGGCCUGCACCUGCAGGCUGGACAUCUAUGCACAGUGGCAUCAGAGCGUGCCGGCACCCAUGAAGAAGACGGCAGGUACGGGCAGCCGCUACGCAGCUCUCACAGGCCAAGGACUCGACAUCAAAUCGACUUUCGCCACAUCGGAGACAAACCCCUUCCUGUUCUCCAGCUCCCCUCCUGAGGCCACAUUGGAGAGCGAGGAGCUGUGAAGAGCACCUUCUUCUUCGGGAGGGGCACUGAAUGUUUACCUACUCGGAUUUCUGUGACGAGUUUGACAUGAGACACUCAGAGCAAAGAGCGAUUGUGAAAUGGUUGUGCCACUUGCUAGCACAGUGUCACCAUUCCGGUUUACGUAAGUCAUAUCAAGAGUGUUUCACACAUUAUUUUUAAAAAAAACAAAAAAAAACAUUUGCUAAGUCUUAGCUCAUGAGCCAUCAAUGGAGUUGAAUUUUCUCCAACAACUUUAAAUGAUUAACGUUUAUUUGUGCUGUUUUUUUUUUUUUUACUGUUGAGAAUAUAUAUAUAUAUAUAUUUAUAUAUAUAUAUAUAUAUAAAAUUUUUUUUUCUCAACAAUCUUCUUCUCAAAGUAGUGUCAUUUAUUUCUCCUUGCAAAACUUCAAAUAAUUUAUAUUUGGAUUAAGUGUAAGCUAAUUCAAGAGUUAUUUGAAGGAUUUCGGAAAGGCACUAUUUUAUUUAGGUGGUUGAUUUAACAUUGGAUUGUUUCAACACAAGUGCAUUAUUUAUAUAAUUUUAUUAGGCUACCAGUUCACCAUUUCGCACCCUGUUUUCCAUGUGUAUGCAUAUGUGAUGAUGAAUGGAAUUUUUUUUUCACACUAACAUAGGAAUUUUGUUAGUAGCUGAAACUGUAUGGGUAAGUGAGUCAGAUUAUGGUAAAAAUUGUUGUGACAUUACAGUGUCAGAAAGAAAAGUGAAGCCAAAAGGGCAAUCUGAGUGGUUUAAAUGAUUACCUUGGACAAAGAGAAUUUCAAGUGACUUAUAUUGAGGGAAGCUUUAAAGCACCUAUUUUACUUCUGUUAUGUUGCACACUGUAAAAUAGUUUUGUCUUGAGAAUAAAAUGAUAUUUAUUCAAGUGA
This is a messenger RNA of Hippocampus comes (tiger tail seahorse), 6533 nucleotides long. It is a transcript of the gene mypn, whose product is annotated as myopalladin. The record is from RefSeq and is a predicted model, not a curated record. Bases 375 to 5648 code for a protein of 1757 amino acids. Lineage: Eukaryota; Metazoa; Chordata; Actinopteri; Syngnathiformes; Syngnathidae. The transcript has 21 exons.